GCCUCCAGCCAAUGCUUAGUUUCGUAUAAUCUUUGUCACAUUUCUAUAAAUUAUCCAGAGAAUUAAUAUGUUGCGCUACAUUUCCCGGACCCAUAUUUUGGGCAGUUUUGCCUUUGUUCUCAUCUUUUUGGGAGCUGUCUAUAUCUACUCAGGAUAUAACAUGUCAUCCUUAAGCCUUUGCCUGUAUUGCAUAAAAGAUUGCCCAGACAGGGGCUGGAGGAUUGGAGACCUUACAAUGCAAACUGGAUUGAAAUAUGCUCAGCCAAGCACGCAUAAAGGACGCACUGAUGUAAACUCAGUGACAAACUGGAAUGCUCCUCUGGUUUGGGAGGGAACCUUUGAUCCAGUGGUUAUUGAUGCCAUCUAUAAAAAAAUGGACCCAAGAAUCGCUAUUGUGGUGUUUGCUGUUGGCAAAUACACCCGUUUCCUGAAGGGCUUCCUGGAGUCGGGUGAAAAGUACUUCCUUGUUGACUUCAGGGUCACUUACUACAUCUUCACAGACAAUGAAAAAGAUGUUCCAAACAUUGAACUUGGUGAGGGCCGGAAGAUCUCAAUUGUCAGUGUGCCUAGCGCCAACCGCUGGCAGGAUGUCGUACUAGGCAGAAUGAAAUAUGCCACCAUCACCAUUGACAAACAGAUCCGUAAGGAAGCAGAUUAUCUUUUUAUGAUGGACAUUGACAGCGUCUUCCACAAUCGCUUUGGAGCCGAGUCUCUCAGCCAGCUAGCUGCUGUGCUUCACCGUGGCUACUACAAGAAUACAAGCAGGGAUCAUUUUCCAUAUGAGCGUCGGCCCCAGUCCAAAGCUUACAUUCCUGCUGGUGAAGGAGACUACUACUACACUGCUGCUGUCUGGGGUGGAUACCUGGAGGAGAUGUACCAGCUAGUCAAGUACUGUUACGAGAUGUCGCAGGAGGAUGCCAAGAAUAAGAUUGAAGCUGUGUGGCAGGAAGAGAGUCACCUCAACAGGUACCUGCUGUACAACAAACCAACCAAAGUGCUGUCUCCAGAGUACCUGUGGUCGGACUAUGAUAAGGUACCAGAAGACAUCAAAGUGGUCAGGAUCUCCCAGCUUGUUAAGAACUAUGAAGAAGUUCGGCCCAAUGGUGGACACUGAUGUUGAGUCAAUUCAAUAUUCAUGACAGAGAACCUAUAAUAAUACUUGUUUGUCAUGGUGGUAAACUCUC
This is a messenger RNA of Toxotes jaculatrix (banded archerfish), 1184 nucleotides long. Its product is annotated as globoside alpha-1,3-N-acetylgalactosaminyltransferase 1-like. The coding region runs from base 68 to 1114 and encodes 348 amino acids. The transcript has 11 exons. The record is from RefSeq and is a predicted model, not a curated record. Gene Ontology annotation, biological process: carbohydrate metabolic process. Gene Ontology annotation, cellular component: vesicle; membrane; Golgi apparatus. Gene Ontology annotation, molecular function: hexosyltransferase activity. Lineage: Eukaryota; Metazoa; Chordata; Actinopteri; Toxotidae.